Messenger RNA from Cynara cardunculus var. scolymus (artichoke), 1153 nucleotides. Its product is annotated as red chlorophyll catabolite reductase, chloroplastic. Gene Ontology annotation, cellular component: chloroplast. The transcript is spliced from 2 exons. NCBI's taxonomy places the organism in Eukaryota, Viridiplantae, Streptophyta, Magnoliopsida, Asterales, Asteraceae. Gene Ontology annotation, biological process: chlorophyll catabolic process. Bases 63 to 986 code for a protein of 307 amino acids. The record is from RefSeq and is a predicted model, not a curated record. Gene Ontology annotation, molecular function: red chlorophyll catabolite reductase activity.
AGGGAUAGUGUCAAUUUCUUAUCCACUUCUGUAAAGACUACUACGCGAAAACGGUGGCGAUCAUGGCUGCCAUUGCCUUUCACUUUUCCCCUCCUUCCUUUUGCUACUCGUCUCCUUCCCUCCAAAAUUCCUCUUACUCUUCUCUAUCAAGACUCCGAUUCUCCUGCUCCGUCUCAUCGUCGGUACCUCAGCACGGUGGCCGGACAGGUUUUAUGGAGUUCCCGUACGUUUCGGCCCCACACAAAGAUCUUAUGGUCGACCUAGUAUCCACGGUCGAAACUCGCCUCGAGUCUUUCCUUAAUCCUUGCAAUCUCCCGCCUGAUGUACAGUCUUGUCAGAAUUCCACCGGAACAGCUCAUGCUUCUAUCCAUCUCAGAUCCGGCGUCCAGUCGUCGAUUGAUUUCAUACUUGGAAGUUGGCUUCAUUGUGAGUUACCAUCAGGAGGAGCCUUGAACAUUACGAGCCUGUCAGCCUAUCUAAACUCAUCGACUGAUGCACCCAACUUGUUGGUAGAGCUCAUCCAAAGCAGUCCAACAUCUAUGGUUCUAAUUCUUGAUUUGCCUCCAAGAAAGGAUCUUGUUCUCAACCCUGAUUACCUCAAGACAUUUUAUGAGGACACCCAUUUGGAUCAACACAGACAACAUCUUGAGAAGCUCUCCGAGGUAAGACCGUACUUCUCGUCGUCUCUUUACAUUCGUUCAGUCGCCUCUCCCACCGCAAUCCUGGUGCUUAUCGAGACUGAACGACUCGAGGAAAUGAUCAAAACCCAUGUUAGCCCGAUUGCCAAGGAAGUGUUGAAAACUUGGUUGGAUAUUUGUGUUUUUGGGGAAAGGAGAGUAGAUGAAACUGAGAAAGCUUAUUUGAAAAAGAGGGAUGAAAUGAGUAAAAGCAAGACCAUUGAAAUCGAUCUGGGUUCAAACCUGCCAAGGUUGUUUGGGCAUGAAACUGCUAACCGCGUACUAGAAGCUCUACGUGAGGUUUUCUGAAGCGAGUUUUGUUUGAUAAGGACUUGUAUUUUUCUGCAUCGAAGGUUGUACCAUAUUUCGAUGCUCAUGCAUUAUCAUCCCCUUGGUUUGCAACUUCAUUUUUACAACACACCAAUGUUAUGAAUCUUGAAACCAACAUAAUUAUCCUUGUUUUUGUUUUUAUGGCU